Messenger RNA from Venustampulla echinocandica, 2127 nucleotides. RefSeq names its product Zn2 DNA-binding protein. Gene Ontology annotation, cellular component: nucleus. NCBI's taxonomy places the organism in Eukaryota, Fungi, Ascomycota, Leotiomycetes, Helotiales, Pleuroascaceae. The transcript has 3 exons. Gene Ontology annotation, molecular function: zinc ion binding; DNA-binding transcription factor activity, RNA polymerase II-specific; RNA polymerase II transcription regulatory region sequence-specific DNA binding. Gene Ontology annotation, biological process: regulation of DNA-templated transcription; cellular response to starvation. The coding region runs from base 1 to 2127 and encodes 708 amino acids. The record is from RefSeq and is a predicted model, not a curated record.
AUGUCGGGAGAUACUGAGAUUGAGGAUCCUGAUAUUUCGGAUGGCGCUUCGGAGAAUGAGUAUACUGAUCAAGAGCAAGAGCCUAAUGCUGUAAGAGAAGAAUACGAUAAUACGGACAUGGCGGAACAAAAAGUCAGGCCAGAUGGCGAUGGGAAUGGCAAGACCGUAGGAUCGACAGUAGCAACAAAGCCCAAGUUAGAUCCCAAAGAUCCGUUACGGCCGCGGAGAAAAAAGGCGAGAAGGGCGUGCUUUGCAUGCCAAAGGGCCCAUUUGACUUGUGGUGAUGAGCGUCCAUGUCAACGUUGUAUCAAACGAGGCCUUGCAGAUGCUUGUCAAGAUGGCGUUAGAAAGAAAGCUAAAUACCUUCACGAUGCCCCUCCUGAAGCGCUUCGACCAGUUCUGGGACCAAAUUACAAUCCAGUCAGCAAUCCUCGAGCAAAUAACGGCCCCCCAGCAACGAGCACCUCGGCAUCGGACGCCUCUCCGGGUGUUGGUGGUUUCUUCUCCCAAGCUGACAUAUCGCCGUCAUAUCCGAUGUACACAGCCCAACAAAAUCCAAUGCCACCUCCUCUACAAUCACGGCUAUCUUACAGCAGUCAACAAUCUCCUUUAUCCCCGGGGUUUCAAAACCAGGUGCAUCGGCAACCCGCAAUGCAGGGGAUGGUUCCCCAAGUGUCGAGUGAUGUCCAGAAUUCGUUUAAUGGGGCCCUCUUCGACCCCAGUAACCCUGCCCUAUUCAAUUUUGACCUGGAAGGUCUGAACUUUGGGAACCAUUAUGGUGCAUUGGAAUUCGGCAUGUUGGGGCACAUGUCCUCUGGGGCAGCAGAAGCUGAGUCGAAAGACUCGAUAUCAUCUCAGGGGAUGAAUACUGUCAACUUUAACAAUAGCGCCGUCUUUGGAAGCAACAUGGAUCAAUUUGCCCCCGUGUAUUCGCAAGACAUGGUGCCAGAUUUUAUCCCUAUCGAUCGACAGAACAGUGCCGGCCAGCUAUUCGCGAACAAUAUACAUGGCGUACCGCAUGCAUUUGCUAUUGCCACCGGUCCUACUAGCCAUCACAGUCCAAGCACCGAUGCAAGUCCUGGUGCUAGUGGAAUGGGUUUUGAGAGCUCUCCUUCUAAUUAUACCCCCGCUGCUACACCCCAUCAACAACACCAAUCACAUCGACCACAAAAACGACAAGAUGGGCAAUCAGGUCAAAACCAGAAGUUCGGUCCCUCAAUGCUUGCAAAGCGGACGCGGGAUGCCUCCUCAAUCUAUGAAACCGUCCAUGAACCCUAUUCCUACACCACAGGUUUCCAUAGCCUCACAGCUUGGAUUCAACGGCGUUUCUCCCCUAGCAAAACUCUCCGCAUAGCCAAAUCCCUCGCAUCUAUCCGUCCCUCUUUCAUCUCCUGCACUAAAACGCUAAACCGACAAGACUUGAUCUUCAUGGAGAAGUGCUUCCAAAGGACCCUUUUCGAGUACGAGGAGUUCAUGCUCAACUGCGCUACACCAACUCUUGUGUGUCGGAGAACAGGCGAGAUUGCUGCCGUGAACAAGGAAUUUACGCUCCUCACCGGAUGGAAAAAGGACGUCUUACUGGGGAAAGAACCUAACCUCAAUGACAACACCGGGCAAAGUAAUAUCUCCGGCGCGAACACCGCUGGCAGCUCGGAGCGAGCUGGGCUCGCGACGCCAAGGAUGCGCCUUGUUAAUAUGGCCGAAGGGCAAUCCAAGGAGGGGCGGCCACAACCUGUGUUCCUUGCUGAGUUAAUGGACGACGACAGCGUGGUCGAAUUCUACGAAGAUUUCGCGCGUCUAGCGUUUGGGGAUAGUAGAGGAAGUGUGACAACACGAUGUAAACUCCUCAAAUACCAACCAAAAGAACCACCCGAGGGAUCUGAAGCAGCUAUCAAGGAUGAAGCUAACAAGAGGAGAGAGUUGUCCACCAACAUUAGUGGGGUGGGCAAUAGAGUCCGGGAGAUUGAAGGCGAGAAUGGUAUUGGCCGGCUAGAGAGGGAUGCAAGGGUAUGGCGCCAACAGAACAGACUCUCGAUCUUCAUUGCACAUCACUUGGAUAAAAACGGCGCAUGGUGGGAAGUUAUCUCCCCCAAGUGGGAUGGUACAAAAAUUUGGGAUAUAGGCUAG